Acanthoscelides obtectus is the source of this 8030-nucleotide messenger RNA. The record is from the annotation of a GenBank genome assembly. Lineage: Eukaryota; Metazoa; Arthropoda; Insecta; Coleoptera; Chrysomelidae.
CAGGAGACGCGCAUUCCAUCCGAAUCUAAAACACGCUUUUGGAGGCCCUCUGACACUAAGGCUCAGGCUGACACCGUCGCGGCUUCAGCACCUCGUCGUGCGAACAUAAGUGUGACUCUUGAUGAAACUGUGAUGUGUUGUGAAGAUGUGUGAUAUGUGUUUAGUGUGAAACAUACGGCUUCUUCCUUGAAGUAUGUUGAAGUGACAUAUUAGUGGAGUGCACUUGGAACCUCGGAACCCGCACGGGUAUCACGUAUCUUGAAAAGUGACAUUAUGCCGAUUUUUUUUGACAUUAUGCUGUUAUUUUUUUGACACUAUACUAUAUAUAACCUUGGGUAUACGCACACCACUGUUUAUUCACAAAUUGCUUUUCAUAGUGUACGCAACAGAUCAUAAACAACGUUACGUAAAUCUGUGAUCCCUAAAUAAACAUGGACUACCAAUAAAAUAGGAAACUACAAAACGGAACAGACUGGAAGUGAGACGUAGAUGCUGUUGCCGCGAACUGUGCAGUGCGUGAAAUAAUUGAGGACUUUUGGAUUGACUUUGAAUAAUUUAAUGGUGUGAACCUGUGGUGUAAAGUGCGAAACCAUGUUUUUGUGAGGAUUGAGUUCAGAUUGGAGCAUGCCCAGUAUGACGACGACUAGCCACGGAGGUGUGCUGUACUACGUGGUGAAAGUGCCAAAGGAUGGGGAAGAGGAUGGAACUGCGAGUGUGGAAAGUGGUUGGGAGAAUCCGUUCCGGCCGGGGGGCGACCUGAGUCGAGAGGCAGACGAAAUCGUCGAACUAAUCAAGGGCGGUAAGCCCAUUACCCCCACUCCUGGCCAAGCGCCAUCCAUACCUGACGACCAGCUGGACGGACAUCAUCAGCAGAACAGCGUGCACCCAAACCAGGAACCUGUGACACAAUCUCCAAAGAAGGCCACCCAGCUGAACUCUACUCCGAAGAGUGCGAACGGUACGACGAAAGUGGACGCAAAACCUGGUGCAGUAGAUGUCCAACGGACGACGUUGAAACCCCAAGCAAAUGUUCAGGUCGAGCACGUAAACAUCAAGAAAAAGCCGAAGUGCAAGUGCUGUGUGAUCCAGUGAGCCCCCGCUGGUAGGGUGGCUGCUGUUCGCUAAACACGACGAAGAUGAUAAUGAUCCUGCAACAGCUGUUGACGAUGAUGAAGAUGACUGAUGGGUGGUGUUGUGUCUGUGAUAUUUUAGUUGUCUCCGAUGGACUUACUUCGGAGCGGACUAUGGACAAUGGAUAACGGGUGCGGAAAGACGUGAUGAUUUUAAGGAUCAGAUGAUGAAAGGAGAUGGGGGUCACGUUGAUGUUUGUAUCAAGAAAUGAUAAUUAAAAGAACAGUAAAAAAACGCAAAAAGAAAUCAAUGGAAAUUAUAUGGUGGUAUGUGGUGCUAGAUAUGUCAUCUGAGACCCGGCAGUCGUGAGCCAGAAGCCAUAUGAUGUCAGAUUAAGUGACAGUCAGGUGGGCUCAGAAUGGACCCAGACAUAUUAUGUCAAAUGACAUGGUGUCCUUGGUAUCAGGCUUAAGCACUAUAGAAUAUAUGCUUAGAUCUAGGUUGACUGAGCAUCUACCGUAUUUUCAAGCGAAAAGCCCUAAAGGCAUUGGCAAGCCCAGGAAUUUGCUUAUUGGUACCAAGUUGCAUGUGAGUAAUUUGUCAUUAGGAAGGUGAUGAGUAUUCUUGGAAAACAGUAGUGUUGAUCAGUACAAAUAUAAAAAGAACGAUUUAAUAAUUUUACAUUCCUACCGCUCUGAACCACUUUCAAUUUAUCGAUGAAAAAAACCGUUUUAGAUCGAUAUCAAAAAAUUCGGACUUCAACGUGACCUACCCUAGGGUUGAAAAAGGAACACUUGACCAACAAAGUACCAACCCAUUUAGAUAUAUCAUUUUUUCAAAGUACUAAUGAAAUAUACAAUCUUCAAAAGAAUCUUUUCAUUACUUGACGAAUUCAGAUAUGCAAGGUGAUAUAGUUUUUACUCUUUUCAGUGCAAAACUAGAAUGGACAAAUUACGCUAUUUUCAAAUAAUUGUUUGGCCAUCUAUCUGGCCUAUCAGAGGUAUGUAAAAUAUUUGUUUAUAUUUUAUAUAACUGAAUUGAAGUCUAGUAUCACCUUGUAUAUUCAGUACCACUCUUAUAUGACAUUGUGAGAUUGGAAAUACUUGUAUAAUCCUCUAGGACUAAGAUAUUUGAUUGAUACUAUUACGUAUGUUGAUACGUAUUUCAAGUGUCUGUUUUGUGAACCUAGAAGGUGUAGAGAAUGCAUUCAAAAAUAAUGGUUCUAACAUUUCUAGUUCCUUAUAGCUAAAUGUUAGUAUUGGCUUAUGCAUGAGUGAUAUUCAAGGUAAUAAUUUAUAUGACAUAGACACUGGCUGAAAUAUUUUUUUAAGUAUCAACCAGAUACCUAAAGUCAGAUGUAGACACUGAAAGCAGCUGUAAGAAUGUGCUUGAGCUAUGCGAGGCAAUUUUUUGUACAUUUUUGUAUACCACCAUUCUUAGUAGCAAUAUCACUAAAUUUCAUUUAUUAUUUUGAUUAUAUUGGAAUAUUCAUUUAUAUCAUGUCUCGAAGAUAGGUAUUUAUGUAUUUAUUCUGAGCUUCUAGUUAUAUACUACAUAAUAUUUUGGAGACACCUUGGCGGAAAUAUCUUGAGAAAAUAAUCUUGAUUCAUAUAUCAUAAUGUUGUUGACUCAGAGUUCUAAUUUUGAAUAGUACAAAGGAAAAAUCAAAUAACUUAAGUACCUUUCUCUAUAAACCUUUUAUCACAGAUACAACAUGCUUUUUCUGAUAUAGCAAAAUCUUUAAAUGUUGUUGCAAUUCAAAUUGUUUAAACUUGUGAAUUCUCCUUAACAGAUAUAAUAAAAAUAUAAUGUAUUUAAUUGUACAGAUGAAAGUGUAUUGUAUAUUUUUAAGUGAAGAUAUGAAAGGUGUACAAAAUAUUUCUCAAGAAUUAACUGUGUAUUAGCAAUAUGGCAAUGUAUGAUAUUUAUCAAGGUUAAAUACUUUGUUUUUGAGAUAAAGUGAGCACAGUUAGGAGCUAAUUUUCCGAAAUGUUGUUUUAUUUUAAAUUCGUAUAUACUUUUAAAAUAACAUAAUAAAUAUGUUUUAUUUACUUAAAUGACAUAUUUUUCAAACACACAGUAUUACAAUGUGGAGUGCUAUAUAUUUUAUGGUGCUUCAGAUAUUUUGUUUCUCAAUAAAUCCUGUUAAAGAUGUGUCUCUUUUUUAUCACCUAAAUUACAUCAUUCCUACAAAAUUAUGUUAUAUUGUGAGUCAACGUGAAAAUCUAGUCAUUCUACCAACAUCUGUUAUGCGGUAAGGACAAUUCUAUUACGAAAUUCGCACAACAGUUUAAGAAUAUUUCUCAUGAACUUGAAAUUUAGAAUAAAACAACAUAUAUAAUGAUGUCUAUAAUUUCAUGUCCCAGCGUUACUCCAAGAACUUUUCUAUUAUCAGUACCUUCAAUACUAGGAGAGUUCAAAGAAAAAAAUAGAAUAUCAGGUUAAUAUGACAUUAUUUUUUGAAUUGCCACUGAAAGUACCAGGCGCAAAAUGUGGAAUUUGACCACCGGUUAAUUCUAAAAGUAUGCCAAAUGUAUCAGAGUGCUGCAAAACGUUGUCGUCUCAAAAACGUUGAAAGGAACAUCCGUGUAUUUUUACACCAUCAGAUUUGCGAAUUUUCUCUUAAUAUCAGUUUUAAUACUGCUUUAUUAGCAUUAUAGAUUAUACAUGAUAAAGGAUAAGGUGUUUCAUUGGAAAAAACAUUGUUGUGCCACGGAAUUAAUAAUAAUAAUAAUAAUAAAGCCCAACAGUACAGAUACCAUUUAUAGAGCAAUACAUAGUACAGUACAAUGGUUUAAUUUACACAGUCUGUGUGCCAUAAAGUGAUAAACAGUACCCCGUAUACCUCUAAUUAAUUUGGAAAUGCAUACCCAUCGUUUUCGAAUAUCUUUUAUAGUUUUUCUGUUAACUAAUCCUUUUCGUUGGGAUAUCCUGUAUUUUUUUAUAUUCCGACUACCACGAAGGCCUAAACACCCAUGGGGUACCGUGGGGCUAUAGGGAGAUACAGGGGAAAGGGAGAACGCCACACGGACUCUGGUGAGGGAACACGUGUGCAUGCAACAUGCACACAUUCUGGCCCGCCUACGAGAUCCGCCGGGUGGUACCUCUGCGUUCGACAGUCAGAGACCGUCUACCACCUACGGACAAUCACAACAUCCAUAUCCAAGAGAAAAAGUUCUCUUGGGACGGGAUUCGAACCCACACAGCACACGGCGACUGAUCAGGAGACCGAAGAGUCUACUACUGCGGCCACCGCUGCUGCCUGAAUAUAUUGUGUUCACGUGAUUUUUAUUAUGUCGUAAAUAUGAGUUAGUUUUCGUAAAAUGGUGCAGGCAGGCUCACCCUCAGGGGCUAAAGCACUAAAUCUUAACACUCUAUUUCACCAAAAGAAAGCGUUUCUGGGCUUGGCGCCCAAUGGAACAUUUGAUCAGCACAACAUGAACUAUCCAUAUACGAAUUUUGAUUAAAAUUGACAGGUGGUCAAAUUCCAUGUGUUGUGUCUGCUAGUAAUGUAGAAGGUUUUAUGUCAAAAUGAAGUCUCCAUAAUGGCUGGAAACCUCAAAUACAGAUUCUUCAUAUUCCUAAAAUAUCUGUAACAGUGUCUCUAUUGUUAAGGUAUGUUGGAGUACCGUUGGGUAUCUCACCGAUUUUCACAAAAUUUUUACUCAAUUUGCAGUUUUUUGUGGAUACUUAUUACAGGGUUCAUUCAUUUUUAAUUCAUACAUGGAAAUGCGUUUGGUGUGGUAUUUGAUUGGUUGGUAAUUAGCCUUUUUAUCAAGAGAAUCGUCACAUAUAGUGAUACCAGUAGUACUAUACCACUCAAAACAUUUGCUAUGGGCAGUACAUAGUAUUUCCUGUUACACAGAAAUUAUUCUUGAAUUGUCUGGUAUUAGUGGUAACAUACUGCAUGUUUAUGUGAAUUGGAUCUGUAUAGACUUUGAUUACUGCAUAUUUCUUCAAUUAUCAACAUUUUACUUUACUUAUAUCCUGAAUAUUAUGUGACGCCAUAGAAUAGAGCUAGCGAUGUUAAAAUAGCAACUACAUUAUUUUUAUAUACAAAUGGCUUGGAGGCAUUGUCUGUAAUCCUGAACAUUUCGGAACUACGUGGUAAAAAGUAGCGAUAUGUUAGUCCUAUAUCUUUCUGUAAGCUGUGCAUGCUUUUUGUAACAUGUCAAGAGCUCUUAUUCAUUUGCACUAGUAAGGCAAAUCUGGUGAAAUCGAAUGUCUUUGAUUAAUUGGCAUGGUCUUUCAUUAAAGCAUAAAAUACAAAAUGAAUUCUAUUCAGUUUAUUUUUUGAAAAGUUAGGUUUCAAGUGAUUUUGAGAAAAAAUCUAUCGUAGAUUCUUUUAUUAAGAACAUUCGAAGCAGGACUAAUUUUUUACAGUUUGGUUUCAAAAAAAUUGGUGAAUAUGAUCUCUUCACAAGUUACGAUACUUGUUACAAAUGGUAUUUUUCUCCACAUGCUGUAUGAUUUGCGAAACAUAAUUAUGUUGAAUGUGUUUUGUAUGUUUGAUAAAUAUACGUGGGGGUUUUAGAGCCAGAGAUGCAAGACUCAAGACUGUAUGCCUUACAUAGACAGCUGAAAUCUUUUUUAGUGACUCUCAGGCGUGGAAGCUAGACAGAUUAUUUCUGUCCAAGAUGUGAGUUACUUUGAAAAGCCUGCAAUCGUUUUAACGUUUUCUUCGAUUUUGCUUAAAUGGUUAUAGGUGAAACUGCAUAUGAUAUUCGCCCCCAAAGGUAUCCAAAUCUAAAUCAAUCCAAAUUAAGGUAUGUGAUUUUUGCUGUCGCAAUUUUGCUCAAAACGUUUUGAAAAAAUUACCGAUGCUAUUAUAUUGUUAUAUUCCUACAUAUCCGUGGUUUUUAUAGAUUUGUGGAACGAAUAGGUCGGAGAACAAAUAUUUUGGAGUUGUUUUCCAAUUUUCUUCAAUUUCUAACAUUAUAAACGUAGGAUAUCAUAAGUUGACUUACUUAAAUGUUUAACAUACAUAUGCAUAUUUGUGCAUUUUUUUAGGUUGUACACUCAAAAUAUUGACUUGUUUCCCGAGAAACUGCGAAAAACCGCAUUUUCGAUUUAUGGUGAUUUUUCGGACAAGAAAUCAUGUUGUUGUUAACGGAACUGAAAGAUUAGUAGAAAAAUUGUAGAACAUCAGCGUGCGCGCGGUUUUUUCUAUUUUUCCAGUUUUCAGGGCAACAUAACACGAUUUUGAUGAUGAUACCUGAAAGAGUACACAAAAUAUAUACGCGCAUUGAACUUUUGAAUUAGCUAAGUUGAAAAUAUCUGAAUAUGGAAAAAACGGUGAAAAUAAAAAAUACCAGGUGACUCAACUAUUGCUUUACUGACCAAAAGCGUCUAAAAUCGAAGCAUGUGAAAAUGCGAUUUUUCCAAUUUUCGCAUUUUCCGGAAAAUUUUGAGUGUGGAAACUUAUGCUGUCAUACGUUUGAAGUUCCAAAAAGUUGGAAAAAUACGGUGAAAAUGCUGUUUUUUCUGUAUUUGUAGAUUUUUAGACAAAAAACUCAUGAUUUCGUUAGUGGAUCUGAAAAGAACGGAAGAAAGCACUUAUAUACAGUGGCCUUUUAAGUUUUCGAAAUUAAAUAUAUUUUCAAUUUUUUCGAGUUUUUGAGGUUAGGGGCAUCUAGGGAGGGGGGCCUGGAUGUGAAGAUUUGGCUAAGGUGAUUUGGCCCAAUAUGUCUUAGUUUGGAUUGACCCAGAUUUAAAUACCUUUUGGGGCAAUUUGCAUAUACGUCAUAAAAUAGUACGACGAAAAAAUAGGGAAGAUAGGCGAAAGGCAGAUCUGCAACAUACCAAAAAAUGACCCUAGUAAAAGUUUCACUCAUUUUGAGAUAUUAAUUUUUUUUUGUAUUUUUCGAAAAAAAUCCUCGUUUGAUCUAACUUUUGCUGCUCAUUAAGCUCAUUAAGCAGGUAAUUUAUCGCAGUACCUAGCAGUAGCAAUCUAGUAUAGUUAUAUUUCAUUGCUGAAUACCAAAUUUGAGUAAAAUAGUUUUCUAAAAUAAAAAUUAUGAAGAGGAAAUUAGUUUGUCAAGUUUACCUACUUGUAUUUAUCCAAAAUGAUAUUUCAAAUGACAGACCAACUAUCUGAGAACAUUUUGCAAAAAAAAUCAUACAGAUAUCCUGUUAAUUCUAGGCACAGCAACAAAAGAUAGAUUGAAAAAAGAGAGACAAAAAAUUGAUAUCUCAAAAACAGUGAAACUUUUACUAGGCUCAUUUUUUGGUAUAUCAUUGUAGAUUUGCCUCCGCCAAUCGUCCCUAUUUUUUGUCAUACUAUUUAACGGACUGGUAUGUAGUUUCGCCUAAAGCCAAUUUCAGACCUACUAGACAUUUAGGUCUUGAUAACUUUAUAAUUCGAAUGACAUUGAUAAGAGCAUGGGUUAAAGUCAAGUGAGUUUUUCGUAUCUGAUUUUGAAACUAUCCUCACGCGCACGUAUGAAGCUAUAGCUAGACACCAUUUCCAUCAAAUGUUGUAUACUCAAAACACUGUUGAGCAUAGGAUCCACGAAUAUUAAAAUGAACUAGUGAUAAUGAUCACUCUAGAACUGAAUGGUUCAUAGUAAGAAAGACUUGUACUAUAUUUAGGAGCGAAUAAGCUUGUUUUGCUUGAAAACUAUAGUUUUAGAUUGUACAUUUUAUGGAUGAAACGAUGAUGUAUUUUGUUAUAUUUACAAGGAUAUAUUUUUUGGAUGUCAAUUAUCUCUUCUUUUUAUAUAACAUGGCAGUAAAUCAGCAGCUUUUACUUUUUCUUGGUUGUGAAUCUUGAUGAGAACUUAGCAAUAUACAUAUUAUUUUUUAUUAAUAAUUGUACUUCCCACGCAGAUUUUAUAUUAUGUAUCUAAUAAUUGUUAUCCCAUUUUAUAUAUUUGUGUAUUAUAGUGUACUAUAAAUUAACGUAUUAUUUUAUUUAUAAACUAUGUCAUAUUACAUUGAAUAUAGUUUGAUGUACCGAC